GGGGAGACAUGAGUAUCUCCGAGGCUAUACAAGAGGACACAGCUGUAGGGAGGGAGAGGAUAUGAUCGGGGGUUCCUGCUAACGGCAGACUUUCUGUACGACUUGUGUCAUCACUAUUAAUCCCACAAGCACAGAGAUGGUGUGGACGAAGUAGUGCAAACCUUUCCACUGAAAGUCAACUCAGUCCUUGAAAGCCCUUCUGUGGUGGUUGAAGAGAGGAAUGAAAUUCCUCCAACUGGUAUCAUCUUUACAUCUCUGAGUCAUCUGAAAUCAGCAACCCUGCACCUGCCUGCCACCAUGAAUGCCUCAGCCGGCAACAGCACCCCUCUCUGCUACUCCAUCAAAAGCCCUCCAUUCAACCUAAGCUACCUCCCCACCGUAGCCUCAGCCUACUUUCCGGCCAUCUUCUGUGCUGUCGGUCUCAUUUCCAAUCUCAUCGCCUUCGUAGUUCUCGUCAAGUCUUUCCUGCAGGGACACAGCCGCUCACGCUCCUCCUUCCUGAUCUUCCUUGGCGGCCUGGUGGUGACUGACUUCAUGGGUCUUCUGGUCACAGGCUCCAUUGUGGUCACCUUCCGUUUUACAAACUUUAACUGGCGCAGUUUAGACCCUUACUGCCACUUCUGCAACUUCAUGGGCAUGUCCAUGGUCUUCUACGGACUGUGCCCACUGCUGCUUGGUGCUGCCAUGGCUGUGGAGCGCUUCAUUGGCAUCAACUGUCCAUUUGCACGCUCCACCAGCACACCCAAGAGCCGGACAGUCUCCAUGGUGCUGAUGGUGUGGUUUAUCGCCGGCUGCAUCGCCCUGCUGCCACUAAUGGGCAUUGGGAGCUACCACAUACAACGGCCCGGCUCCUGGUGUUUUUUCAACAUCAGCUUUGAGGGGAAUGACCAGGUCUUCUCCCUGCUCUUCUCAGUUGUUGGGUUGAUGUGCAUCGCUGUGUCAUUCCUGCUGAAUACGAUAAGUGUGGUGACCCUGAUCAAGGUGUGCUGCGGGCAGCACAGGAGGCAGCGGCGCAGAGACCAUGAAGUGGAGAUGAUGGUUCAGCUCAUCCUGAUCAUGGUAAUCGCUUCUAUCUGCUGGUGCCCCCUCCUGGUCUAUACUGUACAAACUGUGCUGUCCAAAGCCAAAACCGAGGACAAAUUCCUAUUGCUCUAUAUACGCUUCGCCACCUGGAACCAGAUCCUGGACCCGUGGGUAUACAUCCUGUUUCGGAGGGCGGUUCUUAAAAAAAUUUACCCCCGCUUUGACAUGUCCCGGGGCUCCAUCAUGACCCUGUACCCAUAUUUCAGCGACACCAUGCGCAGGCUCACACGCUCUUCGCUUGGGAGCACGCCAGGAUCGGAUGCAACAGGAGACAGGAGAAAGUCAAAUGUAACACCCCUGUCUACCUUGAAGCCAGAUCCUCCUUCUCCAUGAUUGGUUGAAUUUGAGUUGUUGUUGGGGCAGAAUGAGUGACAUGAUUGGGUCGCAGUAUGUGUUUGACUGUUUACACCCUCUCAUCAAUUCUCAUGUGGACUAUGACAAGGGUAGGAUGCAAGAUUGCACCUAUAUAACCUGAAAGGAUUAUGUUACUGCAUAUCAUUUAAAUAUUUUUUCAGUAUUAGCAUCGACACUUUAAUUCAGAACUAAGUAUACAACAGAACAGGGAUCAAACCUGUAAUUUAUCAAUAAAAAAGCAAUCCCUCUAACCACUAUACUGAAGUCAGCUAAGGCAAAGUUUAAGCUAUCUACAAUCACUGUCAUUUCCAGAUGUACUGCUUCACACUGUUCAAGUAUUUUCAUGAUGUAUGACUUUUAUGUAGUAUUACAGUAGAUUGGGGCAUUUAGGUGAUAUGAAUAUGAUGCUUUAUUCUGGUGCAUCAUUAUGCCUUUAAGAUCACGUACACUUUGCUGAGAUGCUCUUGAGUGUCACAAUAGACCCAGAAAGAACUACUUUCUGGGAAUGAUUUCCAGUUGUGAUUCUGAUUGUCUCUUUGUUGCUUUAUUUUGUACAAGCAACAUCUAACCUAUUGCAUGUCUGUCCAUCCUGAAAGAGGAAUCCCUCCUCUGUUGCUCUUACUGAAGAGCCCUCCCUGUUUACCCAUUAAAGUCUAAGGAUAGAAGGUGUUCUUUGCUGCACAGAAUGUUCAGCAUUUUGAUAUUGUCAUGUUGUGAUACUGGGUUUUAUAAAUAACAUUUGACUUGACUUUUUACCAUAGCUGUGUUUUCAGGCUCAUGCUAAGUGUGUUCCCUUUCCUAAGUAUUUAAAUGAACAUUCCUGGGGGAUCCCUUGAAUGUUGAACAUGACAGUACAUCAAACACUGAAAACUGACUUCUGCUGAUCUUGUAAAGGUUCUUACAAGUGAGAAUGUUUUGACCAAAAUUUAAUAUAUCUUAACAGCUGCCUCCUGUGCAAUUUUCACUGCAUUGUCAACCAGACAGUAUUAUCUCAUAUGCAACUAUAUCUGCAGAUUCUUAAUUGUGACGUGCAGCUACUGCAAGGUCACGUGUAAUAGGACUGAACAUGCUCCCACAUUAUUAAGAUAGCAGUUUCCAAACUUUGAAUACUUGGAAAUGAUCAUUUGCUAACUUUCCAAAUUUUCUAGAUUUGUGAACUGCCUAUGUGUAAUUUCUUGUAUUUUAUUUAAUUAAUAAUUUUGUUUUCCACCUCAUGCUUGUCUGUCAUAUACUGUAUGGACUCACGCAUGUUUUCCAGAGGAAAAAAAAUAGACCAUGAAAAUGCAGUGUUAAUAAUGUCAAUAACCAAUUUCUUUUUUUUCCUUUCUUUUUUUUACAUUUAACUUCAAAAAUCAGAUAAAAAAUGUAAUUACAAUGUAUAAGAUAUAUAAAUUACACUAUAUGAAAAUGAUGAAAAUAAUGCCUGAUGUUGAGAUUAAUGUAAUCUUUAGUAAAUUUUAUAAAAGAAGAAAGAGUAACUAUUUAAAGUUGCCUAUUAUCUUUGGCGGUGUUAUAUAAAUAUCUCAGUGUUACUAUUUUACUUAUUUUAACUCAUUUUACUCACUGUAUCACUAGUGUGGGUUUGUUCUCCUAAUUUUUGAUUUCAUUCUCUGCUGAAAUAAUCAAUACACCAAAAUUCCCAUUUACCUCUACUGGAGUCUAGCCCUGCAGAUAGUUUAGGUUUUAUUUGUCCAGGUUUUGAGAUAUCCACCUUUGAGAUUGGAAGUGGAUAGAUAUUCAUUUAUGCUGCUCAAGCAAAUAAGACAUCAUAGUGUGCAAAAUAUGGUCUAAAAAGUAUUUUAAGUAAGUGAGCAAGGUUAAGAAUAAGUGUAUACAAGGCAAAGUGUAAAAAUACAUUUAUGUAGCUUUUUUUUAUUUGGGUGAAACGACCCUUUGAAAAUAAGCUAUGUGGUUUGUGUUGUUCUUGUUUGUCUUCCAAUACUCUUUGAGAAAUGUUCCUCUCUAAACUAAUAUAUGUGUUUGCCUACAAAGGCAAAAAAAUUUUUUAGAUCCAGAGUUGCUCAGGAGGAAGGAAAAAUAAUAUUUUUGGGGGAAGGGGUGAAAUUGGAAUAAGACUUAGCUGUACUAGCAAGCUAAGACCUAUAUAUAAUGUUAAUAUGGUUUCAUAACCCUCUCUUUCCUCUUGCCUCUUUUCUGGGCCUCAGUCCAGUGCUAAUAAAAGUGUUUUUAUUUCUUCCUCCAGAGCAUCUCUACCUCUCAGAGAUGUUUAACUAAAACAUCAAGUUGCUGUCUACUGAGAAGGUAUUCAUGAUAACAAUGUUCACUGCAAGUGAGUGCUGCAAGAUUUAUUUGUUGAGUAAUUCAAAUCCAGCCUGACAAUUUGGGCAAUGCCAUGACAAACAUUUUAGCUAAAUUGUUAUAUUUUGCUGAAAAUUACCUCCUUUUUGCCAUUUGUUACAUUACUUGAUUACUCUGUCACCCAGCUAUUCAUGCUGAUCCUGCACCUAAUUCAUUUUGAACAUUGUAUCAUCACUGAUAUCAGUCUGACUGUCACUAGAUUCCCAAACAAAUCGACCUGAACCAACCACAGAUAAUAGCUGAUAUGUGUCUUGUUUUAUAUCUUUGGUUGUAUCAUCCGAUGAAAAUGAAGAGUAACUGUUGAAUGCGCCUGACAGAAAUGGCAUGUGAUUGUACAUAGAAAUAAAGGAUUAGUAAAAUUA
Molecule: messenger RNA, 4118 nt
Organism: Lates calcarifer (barramundi perch)
Lineage: Eukaryota; Metazoa; Chordata; Actinopteri; Centropomidae
Gene: tbxa2r
Product: thromboxane A2 receptor
Biological process (GO): positive regulation of cytosolic calcium ion concentration; positive regulation of vasoconstriction; adenylate cyclase-activating G protein-coupled receptor signaling pathway
Cellular component (GO): plasma membrane
Molecular function (GO): thromboxane A2 receptor activity
Source: RefSeq, a predicted model, not a curated record